This is a messenger RNA of Petromyzon marinus (sea lamprey), 2364 nucleotides long. RefSeq names its product claudin-1-like. Gene Ontology annotation, molecular function: structural molecule activity. Gene Ontology annotation, cellular component: membrane; bicellular tight junction. The record is from RefSeq and is a predicted model, not a curated record. Lineage: Eukaryota; Metazoa; Chordata; Hyperoartia; Petromyzontiformes; Petromyzontidae.
GCCCGUCACCAAGUCACAUGAGAGUGAGUGGCGUGUGGACAAUGAACCUGCGCGCUAAAGGCACGCCAGCCGUCUCUUGCUGCGUCUGCUCCUAACCGUGACGACCUCCUCUCCUCCCCACCCCACCGUGCCAACGUAGCUUCGGGCUAAGACCUCCCUCCUCAUCAUCCCCCUUCACACACACAGACACAGAGAGAGAGAGAGACACACACACUCGCUCACGUUGAGCGGACAGGACGCUUACCUGCACAGUUCACAGCAACAGCGGAGGUGAGCACCACCAGCGUCUCGUUGCGUUUCAAGGCGAUAAAAGGGGACACUUAACGCGGCCAAGUUUUAAGGCGUACCGAGACAAACGUGAGAAAGCUGACCAGGUGACAUUCCACGAUGGGAGCCGGGACCAGAUCUGAUGGCGGUGGCGGCGGUGGCGGCGGGGUCACCUUGGCCAUGCACGUCGUUGGGUUUGCGCUGUCCACGCUUGGCUUUGGCCUCACGGUGAUGGUCAUCUAUCUCAACUGCUGGAGCAUCUACAGCCACGGGCCCGGCACCUACAUGCAGAGCGGCCUGUGGAACAUCUGCGUGAGGAAUGCCAGCACGGAGCGCGGCGAGGUCUGCAGGCAGUUCUACACGGCGCUGUCACAGCCCAGGUUCUUCCAGGUGGUGCGUGCGCUGAUGCUCAUGGCCGUGGCGGUGGGCGCCAUCGCGCUGUUCGUUUCCACGCUGGGCACGGCGUGCGCCCGCCGCUUCAGCGAGCACGCCAGCACCAAGACCAAACUGACCUGCGCUGGCGGCGCCCUGUGGCUUCUCACGGGUCUCUGCGUGAUGCUGGCCGUGUCCCUUUACGCCAACUUCGUCGUGAGCCAGCUGUACAACCCGCUGGAGCCCUACGGCGUUCGGUUCUCGUUCGGCGCUGCGCUGUACACCGGCUGGCUGGCCGGCGCCUUCAUCGUCAUCGGCGGCGCGCUCAUGGUCGCUGUGUUCUUCAGGAAAAAUUCCCUCCGGACGACGUACAGAUUCGUCAUCACUGACAUCGUCGCGUCCCCUUGAGGAGCUGGCGACCCGACAGCCCACGCUCGCAAGAGGACACUUCUAGACCGGGCGGAGAGAGGUUCAAGUUCAAGGUCACACGCUCAUCCAACCCCCGUCCUCAAAGGCGGCUAAGGGAGCAGCAAUGCCGCCUUAAUCGUGCGGCAAACGCAGAGCACCAUGGGAAUUUGGUUGUUUACCGCCGGCCUCGGUGAGCGUGGUCCUUCCAACCCACCCGUCUGUUCGUGACUUGGAAUGCCACGGAUUCAUUUGAACUCUUUCCCUUUGCCGGGGCACCAGCAAUUUGCAGGGUGUGUGGGGGGGGGGGGGGUCCCCGUUUACCGCUGAAUCUCGGAACGCGCGAGCAGUUCGGCGUUAAUUCCAUUUUAGAGGGGGGCAUAGUAGCGCCGUUGUUUUUUCAGAUAUCGUUUACUCGCCGCAGAGAACCGCAGCGACGUGACCUGCCGCCGCUCCACGAUAGCUGGCGCCAAGCUGUGCCACACAGGCCCUCCCGUGUGGCCCUUCACUUCCGAUUCCGUUGCAAUGACGUACGCGUACGUACACGCACGUCGUUGGAACGGCAGAGGUUUUAAAGAGAGCUGCACGCAUCCUGAUGUGUCCUUGCUGGGCGUCGCGCGUUGUUGCUUGACACGCGAGACGUUUCCCCCCCCGCGCGCUGGGGGCAUCUGCAGGAGGCGAAUAUUUCCGAGCGGCGUGUUGUUCGGCAUCGAAGACCCGGCCACGUCGCUUCGCGUGUUUCGUGGAAGCUUCUUCGGUCACUGUUGGUCUAGUUCACGAAGCGCCUGGAGCGGUAUCAACUUCGAUAACACAUCGGAGCGUGCGGGGCGAACGCGAAAACCUACCCAGUAUAAUGUGCGCUGCGGGAUUCCUGAUGUUUGUUAAGUAAAUGUUUCAUUUCAUUGCAAUAUAUAGCACAUGUAUAUAGCAAAUACACGUGUACAAAUUAGCAAAUGUCGAAUGAUAUGCUUUUGUGAUUUCAGGCCGAAGUGUGUACAGUAGGAACUGUGAUAGUGAUAAAUUAAUUUAGGAAAACUAUUUAAUAUUUCAUUUGCCCCCUCUUUUUCGCUCUGCCCGAUGAAGUCCGCUUGUGUUGCCAUCGAAAGGUCGUGGGUUUUUUCUUUUGUUAAUUUUUUUUGUACAUUUUUUAUUAAAUUUUAUUAUCUUUUAUUUAAUUUUAGUACCUUUAAUUCUCACGUGUACCUAUCAUGUAAACCACCGUAAUUUAUUAAACCUGAUUUGCAAUGUCCAUAAUGAUUUUGUACCUGAUUAGUGUCAUCGUGGAGAAUUUUCAGGACCAAAAUAAAUUCGCAGACCUUA